CGUCGAACGUCCUGCCAUAUUCGGAUCAUCAUCGUCGACGAGCGAGAAAAGGAGCGACACGACCUCAACACGCACGCAGACACGCAGAUACCCGGCCGCACACUUUGCUCUCUCCCUCAUCUCGACGACGACGACGACGACGACGACGACUCCGCUCUCAAGAAGAGAAGAAGGCGCCCAGGCGGCACCCCCUCUUCUCCUCCUGACUGCACGCGUCCACCAAGUACCAAACCCCCUAGCUUCGCUUGCCGCCCAUCAUGGCAUCCGUUGCUGCAAAGCCGGCUCUGUCGGUUGAUACGUCACUUGCUUCCAAUCAAGGCAGGCAUCCUCGACAGGGCAAUCGUGCUGCGACUCAUGCUGCCAGAUCAGCCCAAGCCCCUCGCGACGAGCUGAGCCAGGGAGGAUUCAGCUCAGAUGACGAGCCACAGCAGCAGACGAUGACGAAACAACAACAGCAACAACAGCCUAGGCGUACUCUGGUCAGGCAGCGCUCCAACGAACCACAAGACGACUCGUCAGAUGAAGAAGGACAACAGCGCAACUACACGCAUCAUACGCCAGACGGUCGCCACGUCGAGCUCGAGGGCGAAGACGGCGAGGGCGGUCUUGUCCAGCAAGGCAUCGAUGUUGAUGAAGACGACGAUGAAGAAUACGAUGACGAGGAAGAAGACGAAGAGGAGCUCGACGACGAUGAAGACGACGAUCUUUCAUCUAGCCCCUCGAUCCCAGACGAGAACAUCGACUUCGACCUCGUAUACGCGCUUCACACUUUCGUCGCGACCGUCGAAGGUCAGGCGACGGUCAACAAGGGGAACAGUCUCACCUUGCUCGAUGACUCAAACAGCUACUGGUGGCUCGUCCGAGUCCUUCGCACGCAGGAGGUCGGAUAUAUACCUGCAGAGAACAUCGAAACUCCUUUUGAGCGACUGGCUCGCCUCAACAAGCAUAGAAAUGUUGAUCUGGCCUCGGCGACAGACGAUGACCAUAUCCAGGUGCCAUCCAAGAUCUACUCGUCACACCUUGUGAAGCGCAGGGAUGCUGCGGGGCCUGAGGGUAUGUCGGUCCACUCUGGCAAGCUGUCGGCUUUGUCGAGGAGGAGGGACGGCGCUUCGCCUCAGAACCCGUCGCCCGGUCCAGCAUCGAAGCCUUCGGUCAUCUUCGGGCCCUCUUCGUACGUUGAGCACAGCGGCGAUGAGAUGGAAUCCGAGUACGAUGAAGACAUGGAUGACGCGGGCGAGUACGAAGAAGACGACGAGGAGGGCGAGGACGAGGAAGAAGACAUGGACGAGGACGAAGUACGAGGUCAACUCGAGCAGAGCGAGCCGGAUGUAAGGAGCAGAGGUCAGGCAAGCGUACAGCAGCAGCAGCAGACUGGUCCAGGAAGCGUCGACACCGCCGCAGGUCGGAGGGAGAUGCUCGCCGGCAUGGACCCCGAUGACGGUAUGGACUGGGAUGCCAAGGAGGCGGAACGCAUUCAGAGCCAAAAGGCAGCCGCAGCUGCAGCCGCCGCUGGUGCUGCAGGUGUCGGCGCUGCUGCCCUUGCCGGCGGACGCGGCGACGCUAGUUCAGACCCUCAGCGUGGCAUUCUCAGAGGGCAGCAGGUUCAGGAGCAGGGUCGCGCGCCUGGCACAAGCUGGGAUAAUGCUCCCAUGGACGAGAGGCAGCCACGACCUUCUCGCGACCAAAGCCAGCUGGGGUCUGGGCGACCCUCGCUACAAGGCCAAUCCCAGCAACAGCAAAUUCGCGCUUCGUACGGCUCACAGCAAGACCAGCAGCAGCGCCCUUCGACCGAGCGCACCUUCUCUGGAGAGAGCCGUGACAGCGCUGUCGGCGGAUCAGACGGUGGCUUCCUCCCCUCUCAAGUGCAGCGAGACCGCACAGUCUCCGACGCGAGCAUGGCUUCCUCCUCUGGCAGCCAGGCGGGCAACUCUUACGCUGCAGGCGGCGGCCCGUACGGUCGAGGCUCCCCUACCCCCGCGCAGCUUCGCAAGGACAAGGAGCUCAGGCGCAAAUCGAAGCAGAGCUCCAUGGACGCGACGGACGACUCCUCUGCCACCAUCGACGCAGGUAAGGAGGGCAAGAAGCGCUCCGGCGUCUUCUCUGGUCUCUUCUCGCGCAACAAGGAUAAGAAAGACCGCAAGUCGGGCUCCUUCUCUUCUGCUGGAGACGAAUCUGCUAUCAUUGGACGACCGUCGGAGGAGGGAGGGCGCGCGGGUAUUCUUCGUCCGAGCAGCAACUCUGGAACCACGGGCAUGGGAAAGGGAGUGCAGGAGAGGGAUCGUCUCACGCAAGAAGCGUACCAGCGUCAGUUCCUGUCAUCAGACCGGUCAAGCCUGGAUCCGGGCCAAGGCCAGUUCAUCUCACGCCCUGGCGGUGGCAAAGCUCGACCUGGCUCGCUCAUGGCCACGCCCAAUUCCGUCCCCAUGCUUAAUGUUCUGCGCAUCUUCGCCGGCGACGACAUCGGUGCCGAUUCGACCUUCAAGACUGUCCUCCUCAACGACUCAACGUCAGCGCGCGACCUCGUUCGCCAAGCAAUGCAGCGCUUCAGACUGGGUUAUGGCGAAUUCAUUCUCAGCGUCAAGCUUCUCGAAGGCAGCGAGCGACCUUUGGGCCCUGAUGAGAAGCCAUUGCAGGUCUUCGACAGGCUCAGCGAGAUGGCGCCUGAGUCCGCCGUGAUGCCGAGCGUCAAGCGCUCCUCUGUGGGAAGCAUCUCGUCAAUCUCGUCCAAUCUGAGCCUGAACCCUGCAAUCGCGAGGGUCAAUGAAGACUUCAGUGACGACCAUGCUGUCAAAUUCUACCUCAAGCGUGCACGCUCUCCCAGCGGUCGACAAGGGGCUAGUCCGGGCAGCAUAGGUAUCCAGCCCGGCCAGAUCUGGUCCUCUUCCAAUGCCUACGCCGGCGAGUCACCCGAUCCGAGUGGCCUCCGCGCCCCAGUGAAGAUACCCGGCGGUCUCUCACCACUUGGCACUCCCCUCGAAGGACCAGAUAUGGCUCUCUCGCAGUCACCACAAGCGCGCUUCGCCCUUCGCCUUGUCAUCUUCCCGAACGACCUGCCAGAGGGUCUCUCCUUUGAUCCGCAGACCAACGCACUCAUCCCCACUACUGUACUGGCGGAGCGUGGCCCUUCUGGUGCCGCACCUGCCGAUGGAGUUGAGCAACGCUUCCGUGAAAAGGUCCUCUCGUUGCCACGCAAUGCCACAGUUGCAGAAGUGGUCGAAGCAGGGCUGGAUCGCUUCGGAAUAGCGGAUGGUCUAGUUGAGGGAGGGGACGAUGUUGAGGAGCGCACAUCACGACGUCGUAGCCGCCCUCGUGUGAGAUAUAGCCUCACGGUCGACGUGAAGCGCCAAGGGCCAGGCAAGGAGCGUCAUCUUCAGCCCAACUCGCGCGUCGUGGAGGCGUACCCUACCCCGCCCGUCUUCAAGGCUUCGUCGUCAACGAGCAACAAGCGUCGUUCCAAUGACUCAGCGAUGCUGCUUAACAUGGCCGAGGAGCAGAUACGACGCGAAGACCCUGUUUUCGUGCUGAGGGCAGUCACUGCUGCCAGCGCUAAUGGGGCAAAGGCGCCACCUGGCAAGUCGGUGAGGUCUUUGAGUCCUACGGAGGGGGUGUUGGCUGAGAGGCAGCAGCAGAGGAGACAGUCUGAGCUGGACGCGACCAAGCUGACGGGUACGGCGGGAGUAGCAGGAGUAGGCGCGGCAGGCGCAGCAGCAGUAGCGGCAACAGCCGGUGGUAUGACCAACUCGCGCAGUCGCGAAGUCAUCGCCGCACAGCGUGCUGCAGCCCAAGAGCGCAAGGCAGCCGUCCUGGGAGCACAACGCAAUGAUCAGCAAGGCGUGGACCUCUACCUCGUCAACGACGGCAAGAUCCGCUCCUCUCGCUCACUCGAGGGAGGGAGGGUGCGCUACUCUUAUCUUCCGACUGCAGGGGGCCAGGAGAUGGAUAUCAGCUCCAUCGUGGAGGAUGUGCUCACCAUUGACGCCAAGGAGCCUUCUUCAGCGGAUACGGGAGGCACCCUGACGCCUACUGCAAGUGGGCUCAGGCCGAAGAUCCCUACAAGGGGAGCAAGCGCCUCGACGCUGCAGAGCCAAUACAUGGACGCGCCUUCGUCUCCGCUGCCCGAGUCGUCGGAUCCCAUGGCCGCCACCAAGCCGAGCACUGCGACCUCAGAUCGUGACCUGCUUGAAUCGUUCGUGCGCAACCCGUCCUCGGACGAGGACACCAUAGAGGACCGGAUCAAUCAGGUUCUGUCACGAGUGACGGACGCCAAUACGAGCUCAAGCAGCAGCGCUGGUCGCCGAACACCUACGACAGCGCAGCCGUCGGGAACUGUAACAGCCCCGCCUCGCUCAGCCAUGAGACCCGGGCAGCAUCGCAAGCAAGGAUCGGGCAAUGUCGACGGCACGUCGGAUCGCUCGUAUGGUUCCGUCUAUGACAGCAGCCCUCGUUCAGCGUCGACCGCAACGGACAAGAGUGCAGCCACCACCAACCCCACGCCUAUCUCCACCCUUACGACAGCCGCGGCAGCUGGAGGAGCUGGGGCUGGCGCCUUGGCCGCAGGCACGGUAGCUGCCGCAGGAGCGGGCGCGAUCGUGGUAGGCGGUGCCGCCGCCGCAGGAGCGUCUCUCGCUGCCAACUCGAGUAACAAUGCAAGCGUAGCUGGCUCCGCCUCCUCCCCACGUCGUCGAAUGGCCAACGCCGGCCCUGCAGCCUUCAUCCCUCGCGACGACUUUGGACUCGACCAUCUCUACACUCUGGUGGACGCUGCGGCACGUCGAGACCCAAAGAAGUACGUCACCCGCGUCGUUAGUCGGUCGGCCAGUCGGGCUCAGACCUCACGCGAUAGCAGCGGGGGGGGAGGGAUCGCCUCGCGUAGUGCGAGCGGUAGUGGCGGGCCGACAGGGCCUAGUCCUCCAGCCUCGAGGCAUAACAGCGUGGUAGCGGUGACCACUUAUGCGCCGGAGCGUGAGAAACCGCGAGCUCAGGUAGCAGGCCUCUUCCCUCCGCCGAGCAACCAGAUGCCCUCGGGAUUGUUCAGGAGCGCGACGUUGGCUAUGAGUGGUGGUGAGGCUGGGGCAGGGGGGAAGGCGCAGCAGAACGCUCAGCAACAACAGCAGGUCCAUCAGGCGUAUCUGCCGCUUGAGAAGCAGCUGGACAGGAUUGAGGAUGGGCUGGAUGCCCUGCUCGAGCAGGCUUUGAGGGCAUUCUAAGCAGGCGCGAUCAGGAUGAGAUUGGGAACGCGAUGGUGAUAACAAUACGACGGUCAAAACGGAUGGCAGCGACGACGACGGCGAUGGGCUCCAAAUGAAUUCUCCCCUCUGUACUUUUCCUGCUUCUCUAUCAAUAUCGAUUCCCUCGAUUCUUCUCGACUAC
Molecule: messenger RNA, 5370 nt
Organism: Jaminaea rosea
Lineage: Eukaryota; Fungi; Basidiomycota; Exobasidiomycetes; Microstromatales
Exons: 1
Coding region: 258-5207 (1649 amino acids)
Biological process (GO): establishment or maintenance of actin cytoskeleton polarity; signal transduction
Cellular component (GO): cell tip; microtubule cytoskeleton
Molecular function (GO): protein binding
Source: RefSeq, a predicted model, not a curated record